Molecule: messenger RNA, 1686 nt
Organism: Hippocampus zosterae (dwarf seahorse)
Lineage: Eukaryota; Metazoa; Chordata; Actinopteri; Syngnathiformes; Syngnathidae
Gene: vipr1b
Product: vasoactive intestinal peptide receptor 1b
Exons: 13
Coding region: 303-1568 (421 amino acids)
Biological process (GO): cell surface receptor signaling pathway; adenylate cyclase-modulating G protein-coupled receptor signaling pathway
Cellular component (GO): plasma membrane
Molecular function (GO): G protein-coupled peptide receptor activity; peptide hormone binding; vasoactive intestinal polypeptide receptor activity
Source: RefSeq, a predicted model, not a curated record
CUCCAACUAGCUGCUGGCCAGCUAUCUUCGCACAGCCGAUGUGUUUAUGAUAAAACGAUUAAUCAGUCAUGAUGAGGAGGAGGCGAGCACAAAGCAAACAAAACAACAUGAGACACUGAUCAGAGUCCACAGCUGACGACACACUGAUCAGAGUCAACAGUGUGGCUCGACACUGAUCAGGGAGGCAACCAUGGAAUGAGACACUGAUCAGAGAGUCAACCACGGGACAAUACACGAGGGAAAGUGCUGGGCGGGGCUUUGAAGAUGCACAGCCAAUCAGCUCACGGGUGUUGUCUCUGCAGAUGUGCGAUAUUGUGAAUGAGAUCGAGCUGGAGAGGGAGCGCUGCGAGAAUAGCACAUCUAGCAAUGUCACAUCAGGUUGCCAAGGCAUGUGGGACAUUGUUGCCUGUUGGCCCUUGGCCAGUGUGGGUGAAGUGGUCACAAUACCAUGCCCCGCUUACUUCAGCUACUUCAGCGACCAGCACAAAGGAAAUCUCUCCAAAACGUGUACACCAGAUGGCUGGACAGAGAUGCAUCCCGUGGACAUUGCCCUGAACUGUGGCUACAAUCUCAAUAGUACCAGUGAUGAUGGAAAGUUCUUCUGGCAAGUGAAGAUCGGAUACACCAUAGGCCACAGCGUCUCCCUCAUCUCCCUCACCACUGCCAUUUUCAUCCUCUGCAUCUUCAGGAGGUUACACUGUACCAGGAACUACAUCCACAUGCACCUGUUUGUGUCCUUCAUCCUGAAGGCCGUUGCCGUUUUCAUUAAGGAUGUGGUCCUCUAUGAGGUGGGCGAGGUGGAGAACUGCGCCACAAGCUCGGCUGGCUGUAAGGCAGUGAUAGUGUUUUUCCAAUACUGCAUCAUGGCCAGCUUCUUCUGGCUGCUGGUGGAAGGCCUCUAUCUCCAUGCCUUACUGUCUGUGUCCUUCUUCUCGGAGAGGAAGUACUUUUGGGCAUACAUCUUUAUCGGUUGGGGGGGGCCGGCCAUUUUCAUCAGUGCUUGGAGCCUGGCCAAAGCCUACUAUAAUGAUAUUGGGUGCUGGGAUAUAAUAGAGAGCACGGAUGUCUUCUGGUGGAUCAUCAAAACUCCCAUUUUGGCAUUAAUCCUGAUUAACUUCAUUCUCUUCAUCUGCAUCAUCCGAAUACUGCGUCAGAAGAUCAACUGCCCAGACAUUGGAAGGAAUGAGUCAAACCAGUACUUGAGGCUAGCCAAGUCCACACUGCUCCUGAUACCGCUGUUUGGAAUCAACUUUAUAGUGUUUGCAUUCAUUCCUGAGCAAGUCAAGACAGAGCUAAGGCUUGUCUUUGAUUUGAUCCUUGGCUCAUUUCAGGGCUUUGUGGUGGCAGUUCUCUACUGCUUCCUCAACGGAGAGGUCCAGGCUGAGAUCAAGAGGAAGUGGCGGCGAUGGCACCUGCAGCGAUACAUGGAUUCUGACACGACAAAGUACCAGCACCCGUCCAUUGGCAACAGUCACAACUUCAGCACGCAGAUCAGCAUGAUAACACGCUGCAGUCCCAAAACACAACGUGCCCCCUCCUCUUGCCACGAGGACCGAACCAGUAUAUAAAUCAGAAUAACCUACACCAUGGCAGGCUGGAAUAAAUCCUUCUUCAUUUGACAAGGGAUUCAAAGAGCAUUUAAUCACCUCAUGUUUGAAUAAAUAAAGCAUUCUUAUUUUUCUUGAA